Molecule: messenger RNA, 7029 nt
Organism: Closterium sp. Yama58-4
Lineage: Eukaryota; Viridiplantae; Streptophyta; Zygnematophyceae; Desmidiales; Closteriaceae
Source: the annotation of a GenBank genome assembly
AUGAAUUCCAGUAGAUUCGCUGUACGUGCAACCUUCACUGUCGUUCAGGAGAAGUCGCUUGCCUCGCAGGCAUGUCUGGCGGAGUGGAGUGGCGACAAGGAUCUGUUGGCCCUCGUGUGUCGCGAUCAGCAUCUCCUCGUCUUCCGCCUCAACUGGCAGCGCCUCUGGGCCGCCAUUGCUGAGGUGCCUGUGACUGCGCUGACGUGGCGGCCAGAUGGGCGGGCCAUUCUGACAGGGCAUACAGAUGGCAGCAUUGUGUACCGCCACGUGGAGGGCGGAGACAUCAUUCACCAGGUCUCCUCCUUCCACUCCGCCCCUCUCUCUGCCCUCUCUUGGUCCUCCCUGCACCUCUCCCCCUCCUCCGCCACUGCUCCUCCCAAUGCUAGUCCUGCUGCCACCGCCACUGCCAUCAGCACUUCCCCUCCUCUCUCCCUGUCCUCCCUCCUCACCAACCUCCCCUCCCUCUCCCCCCUCUCCUCCUCCUCCUCUACCGCCAAGCUCCCUCCCUUCGCCCCCUCCCCGCCCUUCCCCCACGGCCCAUACCACGACCUCACUCAUACCUACCUUCCCCGUACCCCGCCUGCCUCUUCCAUCCCCUCCUCCGCCUCCCUCACUGGAGCCGCGGCGUUGCUGACACCUGAUCUGGCCCACCUCAUUGUCGUUACUGCCAGCAGCAGCAGCAGCAGCAGCAGCACCCGGGAUGGGAAGCAAGGGCAACAGGCAAGACAGGAGCAGGGCAGAGCUGGCUGUGAUCUGGCACUAUAUGACACGGCCAUGAUGAGAGACAGCCCCUGGGAAGUGUUGGCAGUGGCAACGCACGGGGCGGCGCUGACAGGGCUCAUGGAGUCUGUUUCAGCAACUGUGGCUGCGAUGCACGGCCAAUGGGAGGCCGCCAGCUGUCAGUGGCGGGAGAAGGUGCAGGGGCUGCAGCGACUGCUGGAGGAGAAUGGUUGCCCCUCGGACCCGCGCUCAGAGCUCCUAUACAUGCUCGCGACAGGGACUGCCAGCACAGACUUGAACAGCUUCUUCUCAGAUACUCUCGCAGGCGAAGCAGGAGUGAAGCGGCUGGCGAGAACGAUAGAGACAGCGGGGAACGCGCUGCAUGCUCUGCUCACGCUGCACCUGAUGCCCGCUCUGGAAGAGGCCCUCUUCCGCCUCUCCUCACUGCACUCCCUCGCGGCUACAGCUGCUGCUGCUGCUGUUGCUACAGCUGCCACUGCUGGCACUCCAGGAACAGUCAGCCCGUUUGAGGCUCUGGGACUUACACACUGCAUGGGCAAUGGUGGCAGUGCUGGUGGCGCAGGGGUUACUACAGGUGCAAGUGGUGGUGAGGGUGCUGGUGGCGGUGGUGCUAGUGGCAGUGCAGGUGGCAGCGCUGGCGUGGGUGCAGGUGGGCUGUUACAGAAGGCAAUGGAGGAGGUGCAGGUGGCGAUGGUGUGGAGUGAGCGGGUGGUGCGGCUGCUGGCGGUGGUGCUGCCGCAGUUUGCGGCCUUCUUUGUGUGGCUGCUGCGCUGCAUCCGGGCAGCGAACGAGGAUGAGGACGAGGACGUGCGGCCAGGCGGCACUGCUGCCAGCAGCAGCAGCCAGGCGCUGCUGGUGAACACUCGAAGAAGUGCUCUCGUCUCUCUUCCGAUCUUCCUCCCCUCUCCCGGGCUCCCGCAGAGCAGAGCAGGAGUGGCCGAAUCGCCUUUUUCUCCCCCUCUCCCCCUCUCCCUCUCUCCCUUUAUUUCCCCCGCGUCCCCCACAGAGCAGGGCAGUGGUGGCGCACUUGUGAGUCAACUCAAAAGUCCUUUCCCCCUCCACUCUCCUCCUCUCUUCCCCCCCAUCUCCCACAGAAGCAGGGCAGUGGUGGCGGAUUUUCUGCACCAGCACUUUAAUAGCGACCCCAUGAAGGCGCACCUGGAUCCACGUGUCCCAGAUGCCACCUCCCCAGGCGCCAGGGUGCCGCCUCCACCCAUGUUUGCUGGCAUCACGAGUGGCACCCACGAGGAUGGGGACGUGCUUCUAAGGGAGGUCGUCUGCGACCUAGCUGGAAUCACCAACCCAGCAGCCGUGCACCCCCAGGGAGGGAAUACUCUUCGCAAACAGCUGGACCGAGUGCGAGAGAGUUGUGAGGCGGUGCUAUCAGCCACAGCAGCCAGCUUCACUGCUCAUGCCGUGCGUGCCCUGCCUCUGCCUGCUGUGCCGACCACACCUCUUCUGACUUCGAGCCAAAUACUCGCCGCCCAGCAGAUUUCCGCCCAACAGAGAACACCUGCUCAAGCACAAGCUAAAGACACAGCGGCAGCCGCCACGCCUGUUCGGGCGCCCAUCAGCAUCUGCUUCCCACAACCUUACACACCUGUCAACUCAGCUGCAACCGGCAUAGCCACCAGCACCGCCACCACCAUUUUCCCCGCGGCCAAAUGCCUCCUCGCGGUUCCUCUCCUUCCGUCCUCCACCCCUGCUGCUGGGAGCAGCAGCAGCAGCAGCAGCAGCAGCAGCAGCCAAGUGUUGGUGCUUCGAAUGCCGUUGUCCGCUGCAAAUCACCCUGCACCUUCACUAGCAGGAGCAGCAGCAGCAACAGCAGCAGCGGGAGCAGGAGGGGUCGAGGCAGCGGUGGUGGAUGUGGGGGAUGGCAUGGUGGUCACAGACAUUGCAAUGUAUAAGUCCUCCUCGGCUAUAUCUGGGGAGGAGUUCACCUCGGCAAUAUCUGGGGAGGAGUUCACCUCGGCAAUAUCUGAGGAGGAGUCCUUCUCGGCAAUAUCUGGGGAUGUGCUCGACGCGUCCCGUUUUGACGCGACUCGGAGAAAGAUAUCCACUUCGUUGGAAUCUAGGGAAGAAGUCAGCGCGGUUCUGUCGGCGAAGGGCGGCACGGAGGGGGAGGAUGCCGCGGAGAGAAAUUCGGUUUUCAUUGGCCGUCAGCGAAUUUGGCGUGGCCUGGCGGGACUGCCGCAGCAGACCAGAGGAGCGACAGUCUCGAGAGGGGGACUGUGGAUCUCGAGAGCUGCCGAUGACAGGCGACUCAGGAACGACGAUGAUGGGAGCAAGGAUCGGACAUUGCAGCAGAAUUUGAAUCGGCAGAUUGCACAGCAGCAGCAGCAGCAGCAGCAGCAGCAGCAGCAGCAGCAGCAGCAGCAGCAGCAGCAUCGGGAGGGGCUUGUGCACAUGCCACGUCAGCAACAUCGGAGACGUCUUCUUUCAUAUGAUAUGAUGCUCGAGGGGCAUAUGCACAGGCGGAGACGGUUGAUCCGCGGCAAGAAGGAGUGCUGGAGCAAGCACGAGCGACACCAGUACUGGCAGGCAGGAGCGCACGUGGAGCCAUCAGCCGCGUUUGUGAGGCAGAAGACGGAGUACGAGCGCAUGCACCAGCGGUGCACGGAAGGCAUCACUGACUGGAAGGUCUUCUAUUUCAACCAGUCCGAGGGUCUGUCACCAGCAGCGGACGUGGAAGGGUGCAAGUACGCAUUUCUGAUACCUGGCCAGUGGCACGGUCUAGGCAACCGCAUCAUGUCGCUGGUCUCCACCUUCACAUACGCCUUCAUCACGCACCGAGCCAUACUCAUGCCAGACGAUGGCCUCAUGCCCUCCCUCCUGUGCAACCCCUUCGCGCACUCCUCCUGGCUCAUCCCGUCCUCGCACUUCUGGGCGCCUCAAUCACUUCUGUCUGCUCGUCCCUGCCUUUGUCAUGCAAAUGCAACUGCAAUUGAUGAGCUAUCCUCUCCCUCCUCUCCCCUACCCCCAGGGGCAUCAAGGCGGACUUGGAGCAGGGCCCUCGCAACGUGGCAGAGCAGGCGGACGGGCAUUCCCUCCCUCUUUUCCCAAUGCCACUUUCGCGAUGCGCACUAUUCUUCCUUUUCCCCUCUCUCCCCCCCCAGGGGCAUCAAGGCGGACUUGGAGCAGGGCCCUCGCAACGUGGCGGAGCAGGCGGACGGGCAUUCCCUCCCUCUUUUCCCAAUGCCACUUUCGCGAUGCGCACUAUUCUUCCUUUUCCCCUCUCUCCCCCCCCAGGGGCAUCAAGGCGGACUUGGAGCAGGGCCCUCGCAACGUGGCGGAGCAGGCGGACGGGCAUUCCCUCCCUCUUUUCCCAAUGCCACUUUCGCGAUGCGCACUAUUCUUCCUUUUCCCCUCUCUCCCCCCCCAGGGGCAUCAAGGCGGACUUGGAGCAGGGCCCUCGCAACGUGGCGGAGCAGGCGGACGGGCAUUCCCUCCCUCUUUUCCCAAUGCCACUUUCGCGAUGCGCACUAUUCUUCCUUUUCCCCUCUCUCCCCCCCCAGGGGCAUCAAGGCGGACUUGGAGCAGGGCCCUCGCAACGUGGCGGAGCAGGCGGACGGGCAUUCCCUCCCUCUUUUCCCAAUGCCACUUUCGCGAUGCGCACUAUUCUUCCUUUUCCCCUCUCUCCCCCACCAGGGGCAUCAAGGCGGACUUGGAGCAGGGCCCUCGCAACGUGCCGGAGCAGGCGGACGGGCAUUCCCUCCCUCUUUUCCCAAUGCCACUUUCGCAAUGCGCACUAUUCUUCCUUUUCCCCUCUCUCCCCCCCCAGGGGCAUCAAGGCGGACUUGGAGCAGGGCCCUCGCAACGUGGCGGAGCAGGCGGACGGGCAUUCCCUCCCUCUUUUCCCAAUGCCACUUUCGCGAUGCGCACUAUUCUUCCUUUUCCCCUCUCUCCCCCCCCAGGGGCAUCAAGGCGGACUUGGAGCAGGGCCCUCGCAACGUGGUGGAGCAGGCGGACGGGCAUUCCCUCCCUCUUUUCCCAAUGCCACUUUCGCGAUGCGCACUAUUCUUCCUUUUCCCCUCUCUCCCCCCCAGGGGCAUCAAGGCGGACUUGGAGCAGGGCCCUCGCAACGUGGCAGAGCAGGCGGACGGGCAUUCCCUCCCUCUUUUCCCAAUGCCACUUUCGCGAUGCGCACUAUUCUUCCUUUUCCCCUCUCUCCCCCCCCAGGGGCAUCAAGGCGGACUUGGAGCAGGGCCCUCGCAACGUGGUGGAGCAGGCGGACGGGCAUUCCCUCCCUCUUUUCCCAAUGCCACUUUCGCGAUGCGCACUAUUCUUCCUUUUCCCCUCUCUCCCCCCCCAGGGGCAUCAAGGCGGACUUGCAGCAGGGCCCUCGCAACGUGGCGGAGCAGGCGGACGGGCAUUCCCUCCCUCUUUUCCCAAUGCCACUUUCGCGAUGCGCACGAUUCUUCCUUCUCCCCUCUCUCCCCCCCCAGGGGCAUCAAGGCGGACUUGGAGCAGGGCCCUCGCAACGUGGCGGAGCAGGCGGACGGGCAUUCCCUCCCUCUUUUCCCAAUGCCACUUUCGCGAUGCGCACUAUUCUUCCUUUUCCCCUCUCUCCCCCCCCAGGGGCAUCAAGGCGGACUUGGAGCAGGGCCCUCGCAACGUGGCGGAGCAGGCGGACGGGCAUUCCCUCCCUCUUUUCCCAAUGCCACUUUCGCGAUGCGCACUAUUCUUCCUUUUCCCCUCUCUCCCCCCCCAGGGGCAUCAAGGCGGAUUUGGAGCAGGGCCCUCGCAACGUGGCGGAGCAGGCGGACGGGCAUUCCCUCCCUCUUUUCCCAAUGCCACUUUCGCGAUGCGCACUAUUCUUCCUUUUCCCCUCUCUCCCCCCCCAGGGGCAUCAAGGCGGACUUGGAGCAGGGCCCUCACAACGUGGCGGAGCAGGCGGACGGGCAUUCCCUCCCUCUUUUCCCAAUGCCACUUUCGCGAUGCGCACUAUUCUUCCUUUUCCCCUCUCUCUCCCCCCAGGGGCAUCAAGGCGGACUUGGAGCAGGGCCCUCGCAACGUGGCGGAGCAGGCGGACGGGCAUUCCCUCCCUCUUUUCCCAAUGCCACUUUCGCGAUGCGCACUAUUCUUCCUUUUCCCCUCUCUCCCCCCCCAGGGGCAUCAAGGCGGACUUGGAGCAGGGCCCUCGCAACGUGGCGGAGCAGGCGGACGGGCAUUCCCUCCCUCUUUUCCCAAUGCCACUUUCGCGAUGCGCACUAUUCUUCCUUUUCCCCUCUCUCCCCCCCCAGGGGCAUCAAGGCGGAUUUGGAGCAGGGCCCUCGCAACGUGGCGGAGCAGGCAGACAGACACUCUCGAGGGGUGUUCUGCCACUUGGACUGGGUAACGCCUGAGGAGGAGUGGACGUUUUUCUGUCGGCGCACACAGGAGGAGAUGGCGGAGAAAACCUUCAUGAUCUACAUCCUCCUGCCGGCCAAUUACCUCUGGGACCACAUUGCGCGCACCUUUCACAACCGUUCAUCCCUGCCAUCCCCCUUUCUCUCUCCUCCCCUCCAACCCCCCUGCAAUCACCCCACCAGCUACAUCCUCUUGCCAGCCAAUUACCUCUGGGAUCGCGUUGUGAGGGCCUUCCACGGCCACAUGGAGCAUCAAGACGUGCUGGUGGGGCUGCAGGUGCGUCCGGUGGAAGAGACCCCAGAGGACAUCUUUGACCGUGUGCUGACGUGUCUCAUCAGCACGCAGUACCUGCCAGCUGUCAUCCCGCCCGACCAAUGGCAGGCCAUGGCUGAUGAUGUGGACGACGAGGGGUUGAGGGGAGCGCGAGGGCAGUCAAUCGGCGUGUUCGUGGCGUCUCUCAACGGCACCCAUGCUGCUCGCCUUGCUGCCCUCUACUCCCAAGGCAAACCGCAAUCAGCCCACACUGUCACCUUCCACAGCGAGUCCCAUGACGCAGCGGAGAGGCAGGACGACAGGCAGCAGUACGCAUCAGCGCUGGUUGAGAUGUUCCUCCUCUCCUUCUCUCACCGCCUUGUUGUCUCUGACUACUCGACCUUUGGGUAUGCCGCCGCUGCUUUCCCGAAACGUCAGAGCCACCCCUUCUCCUUGACUUUCUGCAGGUACACGGCAGCUGCGCUGGGUGCACUGGACCCAUGGUCUCUCAACAUCGUGAAGCGUGGAGAGGCGGAUUGGCGCUCCAACAACCGCCCCGUUUGCCAGAGGACCGAGUCCCAGCCCUGCUCCCUCUCCAUCCGACCAAAGUUCACGGUGAGGCCUCUUUUCUUCCCCCCUCUCGUUCUCUUCCUCCCUUCUCGUUCUCUAAAACACAUUCUGUGCUGA